Messenger RNA from Metarhizium album ARSEF 1941, 2136 nucleotides. Its product is annotated as copper amine oxidase 1. The record is from RefSeq and is a predicted model, not a curated record. Lineage: Eukaryota; Fungi; Ascomycota; Sordariomycetes; Hypocreales; Clavicipitaceae. Gene Ontology annotation, molecular function: copper ion binding; quinone binding; primary methylamine oxidase activity. Gene Ontology annotation, biological process: amine metabolic process. The transcript has 3 exons. Bases 1 to 2136 code for a protein of 711 amino acids.
AUGGCUGCCGUCAGCCCCCAUCCGUUGACGCAGCUCACCGCCGACGAGUUCGUCAGGGCACGGGAUGUCGUUACGAAGCAGUACGCGGCCUCUCAGUCCCUUUACUUCAGACAGAUCAAUCUCGAGGAGCCCAGCAAGGAGUCGCUGGUUCCGUAUCUUGAGGCUGAGCAUGCCGGACGCUUGACGCCAGACACGCCUCGCCCACCGAGACAGGCUCAUGUCGAGUAUGACGUCAUCAAGCCGGAUAGACAUGAGGCCGUGAGGGCCGUGGUGGAUUUACAUGCUGCAGAGGUGGUGAGCAGCCAUGUUGCUUCUCCUACUUCACACCCCUACUAUACCCCGGAUGAGUUUGCUCAGUUUUUCGACCUCUGCAUGGCCUCGGACAUGUUCAAGGAGGCCAUGUCGGAGUUUGUUCUCCCGUGCGGUUUUGAGAUCACCAUCGAUCCCUGGCCAUAUGGCUCGUCAGACAACCACGACGACCCCAGGAUGAUGCAGGGUCUGGUGUUUGCCCGCGAUGCCCGGAAGAGCCACUCCGACACCAACCACUACGGCUAUCCCAUCCCCAUCAUCCCUGUCAUGGACUGGGUCACCAAGAAGAUGAUCCGAGUAGACAGGCUGGCAACCGGCGGCUGCGAAGACGGCCUGGACGCCCUCCCCCGCGGCGAUACGCCCAAGACGCUGUUUGCGAAUUCCAAGCCCGCAGAAUGGGUUCCCGACCUCCUCGACCAGCAGACGCGAGCCGACUUGAAGCCGCUCAAUGUCGUCCAGCCCGAGGGGCCGUCAUUCACCAUCCAGGCGGACAAGCUCGUCGAGUGGCAGAAAUGGCGGUUCCGUCUGGGCUUCACUCCCCGCGAGGGCGCCGUCCUCCACGACGUCUGCUACCAGAACCGCCCCGUCUUCUACCGUCUCAGUUUCUCGGAACUCACUGUUCCUUAUGGCGACCCCCGGCCCCCUUUCCACCGCAAGCACGCGUUUGACUUUGGCGACGGCGGCGUCGGCCGCAUGACCAACAGCCUGGUCCUUGGAUGUGACUGCCUAGGCGCGAUCCACUACCUCGAUGCUCUGCUCAGCGGCCCCGACGGAUCACCCGUCCCGGCAAAGUCCGUCGUCUGUGUCCACGAGCAAGACUCGGGUGUUCUCUGGAAGCACACCAACUUCCGGACGAACAAGGCCGUCGUCGCCCGAUCCCGCGAGCUCGUCGUGCAGUUCAUUUGCACCCUCGCCAACUACGAAUACAUCUUCGCCUUCAAGCUCGAUCUCGCGGGGGGCAUCACGCUCGAGACCCGCGCCACGGGCAUCGUCAGCGUCGUCGCCAUCGACCAAGGCAAGACCAGCAGCUACGGCAACCUGGUCGCUCCCGGUGUCCUCGCCCAGAACCACCAGCACAUCAUUGCCGCCCGGAUCGACCCGGCCAUUGACUCCUAUCGCGACAGUCAGGUCGUCGUCGAGGAGAGUCACGGCGUCAAGAAGGACCCCAAGACCAACCCCUACGGCAACCUGUACCAGGUCAAGCGCCAAGUCGUCGAUAGGGCGACGUAUAUCGACGCAGAGCCGCGCCUGAACCGGAACCUGAAGCUGGAGAAUCCCAGCAAGAGGAACGCCAUUUCAGGCAAGAAUGUGGCGUACCAGCUCGUGGCGCCCGCCACCCAGAUGAUGCUGGCCGACGAGGAGAGCGUCCAUUGCCAGCGCGCCCAGUUCGCACGGCACCACGCCUGGGUCACCGGCUACAGAGACGGCGAGUUCUGGGUCGCAGGCGAGUUCACCAACCAGAGCCGCCUCGAGGUCGGUGGUGUCGGCGACAUGGUCCGCCGGGGCGAUUGGUUCACGGAGCAAGGCAAGCCAGACGGUGCCAAUGGCUCCGACGGGACGCAUGGACACGGCAGCCAUGGGAGGAAGAGCUCGCCUGUGGUCUGGCCCGUGUAUGGCUUCACGCACAAUCCCCGCGUGGAGGACUGGCCGGUGAUGCAAGUUCCUCCCUCGCCCAUGGAGAUGCACCAAAUCCAUCUCCGCCCCGUCGACUUUUUCGAGGCAAAUCCUGCCCUAGAUGUUCCAUCCGCGACAAACGAGUCGAGUGUCCUUGUGCCGUGCUGCGGGACUGACGGCGCCACGAGCGCCAAUGGGUGUGGCUCCGUGUAG